AUGACACUCUGGAACUCCACCUUGGAAAGCGGCUUCAUCUUGGUGGGGAUUCUGGAUGGCAGUGGCUCUCCUGAACUGCUCUGUGCCACAAUCGCUGCCCUGUACACACUGGCACUGACUAGCAAUGGACUGCUGCUCCUGGUCAUCACAGUGGAUGCCCGGCUCCACGUGCCCAUGUACCUCCUACUUCGACAGCUGUCUCUCAUCGACCUCCUCUUCACAUCGGUUGUCACUCCCAAGGCCGUCGUGGAUUUUCUUUUGAGAGACAACACCAUCUCCUUUGGGGGCUGUGCCCUUCAAUUGUUUUUGGCAAUGACAAUGGGUGGUUCAGAGGACCUCCUUCUGGCCUUCAUGGCCUAUGACAGGUAUGUGGCCAUUUGCCAUCCUCUGAACUACAUGAUCUUCAUGAGUCCUAGGGUCUGCUGGCUCAUGGUGGUCACAUCAUGGAUCCUGGCAUCCCUCAGUGCACUAGGUCAUACUGCGCACACGAUGCACUUCCCUUUCUGCAUGUCCCGGGAAGUCAGACACCUGCUCUGUGAGGUUCCUCCACUGUUGAAGUUGGCUUGUGCAGAUGCCUCCCAGUAUGAGCUCAUGGUUUAUGUGACAGGAGUGAUAUUCCUACUGCUCCCCCUUUCUGCCAUUGUUACCUCCUACUCAGUAAUCCUGUUCACUGUGGUCCACAUGCCCUCAAAUGAGGGCAGGAAGAAAGCCCUUGUCACCUGUUCCUCCCACCUGACCGUGGUUGGCAUGUUCUAUGGGGCCGCCACUUUCAUGUAUGUCCUGCCCAGUUCCUUCCACAGCCCAAAGCAAGACAAUGUCAUCUCUGUGUUCUACACAAUUGUCACCCCAGCUCUGAACCCCCUCAUCUACAGCCUGAGGAAUAAGGAGGUCACUGGUGCCUUAAGGAGAGUCCUGGGGAGACACAUUCUGCCAGCACACGCCAUCCUUUAG
Molecule: messenger RNA, 951 nt
Organism: Psammomys obesus (fat sand rat)
Lineage: Eukaryota; Metazoa; Chordata; Mammalia; Rodentia; Muridae
Product: olfactory receptor 2AG2
Exons: 1
Coding region: 1-951 (316 amino acids)
Biological process (GO): G protein-coupled receptor signaling pathway
Cellular component (GO): membrane
Molecular function (GO): olfactory receptor activity; G protein-coupled receptor activity
Source: RefSeq, a predicted model, not a curated record